AUGUGCCUCGUUUUGAAUGACCGUUGCCUGGUGCACCAAAGCCUGCGUUUGAACUUGAAACUUGCAUCCCUGACCGCCGGUAUCUUCUUCACUUUAUUCUUACUGUACUGGACGAUGCAAGAAAUCAGCACACAGGCCAUCUUUCUGAUUGAAGGGCUCGCUAAAUCAUCGUCGGCUAGCGAUCGCCGUCAAGUCUUAUCGCUCGCGACAGUUGCUUUCGAUCACUACGACGUACCCGCUCAUGAUUCAACUGUGAAAGCUGGAGGCGUGCCAGUCCUUGCACUUUGGCUCGAAAAGAUAUUCCACCUACGCGCUGACCCCUAUGAUGUUGACGCUACAUGUCGAGUUUUGCUAUUCCUGCUGAGAUGUUCGGAAUCCCAAGCGGUCGUAGCACUGAGUCGUUCCGGUACCGACUUGGUUCUGGUACUUUUUCAGAUAUUACUCGACCCUGUAUAUCGUGCCUGUAUUACAGCCGACGAUACCGCCGUACCCAGCGAAAAUCCGUUUCUUUUGCUGCUCGAACGGAUUGGAAAUAUUCCAUGGCGGUUGGAGGAAACAAAACGAUCAGAUCAGCUUCUUCGGUCGCUGCAAUCAUUUAUCCGAGACACCGAUUUUCCUCACUUCGUCCGCUACCAAGCUAUCCGCCUCUUGGCAAAUUUGACGGCUUUCAGUGUCGAAAACAAACUUUUCGUCCCGCGUAGACCCAGUUUAUUGGAUGAUAUUGUGAAAGCUGCUGUCGCCAAUGAGCAAUUAUCUUUUGACGCCGCCGACAAGCGUGAUUGGGACAACAUGAUGUCGGCGUUUUUCCUUAAUUUGGGCUGGUGCGCUUGCAACGUAUCAAUUAUGCUAGCCACCAGAGGGUUUUUGGAUCUGAUGAUUGCAAUCCUAAGAAAGGGUCAGGAUUCUUCCACUUUAAAAGUCUUGGAAUGUUUUGCUAUGCUGGCCCGGGAAGCCCCUGCUAUUCUAUAUUACAAAGUUUUCUUGAGUCUAGCCUCCACCCAAGUCUACGUGAAACUUCUCUACGAGCUCUGUGCGCAUGGACGAACAAAAGAACCGCAUCAUUUCUACUGCUCCGCGGAGGAAAGCUGAGCUAUUUGAUCCAAAUGGCGAAGGGAAGCUUAGGCAACGAAGCAGCGGCACAAACCUUGAAAAAAAUCUCAAGAUACUUGAACGUUGGUCACUCCAGACACGCAGAAUUUGUUGACGGGCUCAUAGACUUAUCUAGAUCGACGAAUCCGAGAAUCCGGUUCUGCGUUGCCAAGGCAUUUGUUGAGCAAACUCGUUCUUGUUCGAACGGGUUUUAUCUGUUGCGCAUGCCUCGACCCUUGGCUACCUUGAUAUAUCUCGCGAAGGACUCAUUCACCCCAGUGAGGACAUUGUCAACGGAAGCUUUAUUGAAUCUAUCAUCGGACAGAGCAAACGCAAAACGAAUUACGUUGAACAACAGCAUUCUCCAAAUUUUUAUUGAAAGAAGUUUUCGUUUUGAUGAAGUGGACGAAGACUGUCAAGCUGCUCGGUAUGCUGUCCAAGCACUUUUACUGUUGGCGAGUCAUCGAACGACCCAGGAUAGAGUUGCUAAGCACCUUGGCAUUGUUGCAGCACUGGGC
This is a messenger RNA of Phaeodactylum tricornutum CCAP 1055/1, 1607 nucleotides long. RefSeq lists its product with no specific name. The coding region runs from base 1 to 1089 and encodes 362 amino acids. The record is from RefSeq and is a predicted model, not a curated record. The transcript has 3 exons. NCBI's taxonomy places the organism in Eukaryota, Bacillariophyta, Bacillariophyceae, Surirellales, Neidiaceae.